UCUCCGGGGACAGGCUGGGAGUGGCUUUCCGGCAGGCGGGUGGGGCUUGGGAGGGAGGAGUCACCAGGCUCGCGCGGUUAUCCUUGGAAGAGCGCUGCGCCCCAGAGCGAGGACACGCGGCGACCCUGAAGGGGGAGCAGGAACAGACUGAGUCCUGUGAUAGAAGAACUGAGGAGGGGCUGCGAUGGCCCCUUCCUACCCGCACCCACAGCCAGGGCCCUGCGACGCCUUCGUUCCACCCGCGGCAGCUGCGAUGCCUGGCGGAAUCUGGGUGCUGGCGCUGGCACUGAUGCUCCUGGCCCCGGGGAAAGGUUGGCCAGUUCAGGAGUGCGCUCCUGGGGGACACCAGUUGCUCCAGAGCCCUUACAGAAGUGUCCACUUUGACUCCUUACACCUCCAGCAGUCAGCCAUCCAAGACCUGAUAUGUGACCAUUCCCUGUCUCCCGGCUGGUAUCGGUUUCUCCUCUUUGACAGACCUGCUGAGAUGCCAACCAAAUGUGUAGAGAUGAAUCACUGUGGAACACAGGCCCCCAUCUGGCUGUCUCUGAGAGAUUCAGAAACACUGCCCCCUCCUGGAGAGAUCAAGCAACUGACAGCUUGUGCCACCUGGCAGUUUUUGUUCAGCACUACAAAAGACUGCUGUCUUUUUCAAAUCCCAGUGUCUGUAAGAAACUGUGGGAGGUUCUUUGUAUACUUACUACAGCCCACCCAGGGGUGUAUGGGAUACUGUGCAGAAGCUAUUUCUGAUGCAAAAUUAUACCCAUGUGGCCCUGACGAAAUUGAAAUUGGAGGUGAUUGUGUUCGUCAGCUGUCGGCCUCACUGCCACCACCACCUCCAGGAAGGCCAGAGGUUGUGGUGGAGCUGAUUGAGUCCAGGCUUUUCUGUAGGUGUGCUUUUGAUGUUUCCCCUACAAACAACUCAGUGGGAUUUCUCAUAACUUGGUCUAGGCUUUCUUCUCAAGAAAUCAAAGAGGAGCUGAAACAAGAGACCACAGUUCAGGCAUUCUCUCUUUUAGAACUGGAUGGCAUAAACCUCAGACUUGGAGACAGGAUAUUUUGCAGUGCUUCCAUCUUUUACUUGGAGAAACCACAUGUACAAAGUUUAGUCAUCGAAAGCCGAGAAUUUUUUGCAGGCAUUAAGUUACAGCCUGAACUGAGCACUAUAUCGGAAGAUGGGAAAGCAUACAAGCUGAGGGUGGAGAGCACAGUUCCUGUCGUUUGUCCUGAAUUCAGUGACCUUGAUCAGGAAUGCAAAAUCUCGGUAAAACUGACCACUGUUGAUCAAGGCAAAGAACAUCUAGGCUUAAAUUUGGCACUGUCUUCCUGCCACGUGGACCUUCACCGGACAUCAUCCUGUGUUAAUGGAACAUGCAGCCUUGCUUUUGUGUACUACACUGCUGUAACAGACUUUUCUCGAGAUGGAAAUAGAGUUACAAGUAUUGUAGUGGAACCUAUAGUUAGUGACGAUUUCCUGUGGAACAGCUACAUUCCAGACAGCAUCCAGAUCAGAGUAAACGAUGUCCCAACUGCUUACUGCUAUUCAUUUACUGACCCACAUAUAAUUACCUUUGAUGGCAGGAUGUAUGAUAACUUCAAGACUGGAACGUUUGUGCUUUAUAAGAGUAUGUCACGUGAUUUUGAAGUCCAUGUACGUCAGUGGGACUGUGGAAGCCUUCACUAUCCUGUGUCAUGUAACUGUGGCUUUGUUGCCAAAGAAGAAGGUGAUGUAGUUUCUUUAGACAUGUGCAGUGGACAGCUACAUGAAUCACAGCCAUAUUUAUUUGUAAAGAGCCACGACAUAACCAGCAAUAUCAAGAUAAGUGAAUCUUACUUAGGAAGAAAAGUCACAAUCUGGUUUUCUUCUGGAGCAUUUAUCCGUGCUGAUCUUAGUGAAUGGGGCAUGAGUUUAACAAUCAGAGCCCCUAGUUUAGAUUACAGAAACACUUUGGGACUUUGUGGCACCUUUGAUGAAAACCCAGAAAAUGAUUUCCAUGAUAAAAAUGGGAUCAAAAUUGAUCAAACUUUUAAUAACUGUUUUGCUUUUAUUAAUGAAUGGAGGAUAUUGCCAGGAAAAAGCAUGUUUGACACAAUGCCAAUUUCUCCGCCAUCACCUACAAAACUAUCCUACUGUAGCUGCUCAUUGAACACUCCUUCAUUGUAUCCAUCUUCUAAUCAUCUGGAUAGUGCUUCUCAAUCAGAAAUUGGAUCCGCUUGCAAAGACCCUAGAUAUGUCCAAUUCUCUUCCUUAAUACCAGAACUAGAUGUCACCUCUGAAUAUAUUAAUUCAGAAACUCUUGUCAGAGGAAUAAAUAAGCGUAAGUCUCAGGAAGAAAAUAAUUUAGAUUUCUUUCUUCAAGAAAAAAAGUAUGUGAACCUAACCAAUCUGGACUUAAAUUUACAAAAACAUCCUGACAAUGAAAAAGAAGAUGCACCAAAAGCUUUGGACAAGGGGAGACAUACACAGGAGCAGGGUAAUCACAGCCAAGAAACAAGCUGGGAUCAACAAAACAGAGGGAAACAGCAAAACUUCCAUGAGUUUCUUCCAUUGUUCGCAUUCCAAAGUCUCAGCCAAAGUGACCUAGAAGAGUUUGCUUACUUUUUCCCCGAGGACCACACUGAGGACAUCCACCAAGAGUUUGUCCCCACGUGGCCCACACCAUCUGGCCUCACCGAACACAGCACGUUGGCACUGUGUCAGCAGACUCUUGCCAAUUCCAGCAUAGGAAGGCUCUGCCUUGCCUUUCUUGGUAAGAGACUGGACAGUGUUAUAGAGAUGUGUGUUAAGGAUGUUCUCCUAAAAGAUGACCUUAGCUGGGCAGAAGCAGGUGUGGCCCUUUUAGAAAAUGAAUGUGAAAAGAGGAUUUUGGAAGAGGGGAGACGUAACAGAAAAGAAUACAGCAAGUCAAUUGAAGAGAUUCUGUUGGUAUUAAAAUGCCCCAAUUUAUGCAGUGACCACGGGCAGUGUAUGGAAUGGGGGUGUGCAUGCUCCCCAGGCUUUAGUUCCUAUGAUUGCAGUGAUUCGCACGACAGGAUUCCUGAAAUUAUAGAACUUGAAAAUGCUGGAUUCUGUAAUAUUCAAAAACAUGACUGUAUGAUGGUGAGAGUUUUUGGUCUAGGCUUCAAAGAAUCGCCUUCAAUUAAAUGUGAGGUGACUAAACUCCAGUAUAAUAACAGUAAAUGGAUCCUUGGAGAAGCCAUCUAUGCACAUACUAUUUUUCAAAAUAGCAGGACUGUUGAUUGUCAGCUGCCCACCGAUGUUGAGCAGCCUGGUACCAUGCAUCUGAUGGGUGAGAUGCCAAUUGUGAAGUGGCAAUUAAAGGUAUCUAAUGAUGGUUAUAAAUUUAGUAAUCCCAAACUAAUGACCAUAUAUGAUGGGGCUUGUCAAGUUUGUGGUCUCCAUGAAAAGGACUCGUGUACUUUAAAGGAAAAUGUUUGCCUUAUUGAUGGAUUCUGCUACACUGAAGGGGAUAAAAAUCCUACCAGCCCUUGUUCGAUUUGUAGACCUGAAAUUUCAAAAUUUACUUGGUCAUUUUUAGAAAAAAACCAACCCCCCGUUAUUCAAAUACCGCAAGAUAAAUUACAGGCGUUUUAUGGAGAGAACUUUGUGUACCAGUUCAUGGCCUCUGAUCCAGAAGGCUCUGACAUCCAUUUUACCUUGGAUUCUGGUCCUGAAGGGGCAAAUGUUUCCUCUGCAGGACUUCUUAAAUGGAUAACAGAGUCACAAACUCCCCAGAAAUUUACCCUCCUGGUGAAUGAUGACUGCAAUGCUGAAACUAGGGUCAUGAUUGAGGUGACUGUGAAGUCUUGUGAUUGCUUGAAUGGGGGAUCAUGUGUGUCUGAUAUUAAAUUUCCUCCAGGAAGUGGGGCAUACCUGUGUGUCUGCUUGCCUGGUUUUCAGGGCAGUCUUUGUGAAGCGGAUAUCACUGAAUGCCAAUCAAACCUCUGUGGCCUUGGCAGAUGCAUUAGUGGUUUUCACAGUUAUUCCUGUGAUUGUCCACCUGAGCUCAAAGGCAAAAACUGCCAGGAAGAUGUUGAUGAGUGUGAAUCCGGGCCUUGCUUUCCAGGAGCAGAGUGCCUCAAUACUUUUGGUUCCUAUCAUUGUGGUUCAUGUCCAAAAGGACUUUAUGGUGAUGGAAAAACAUGUCAUGUUGAAACACAGCAUUUAAAUGACUCUACUACACAUACUGUGGUUGCCACAAGGUCUGACAAGAGUGUAACUAAGAAAGAGGAUAGUAAAAAUGCCAAUCAGACAGAGAUGCAUAUUUGGCCAACAAAUGGAAAUGCCUUUAAUAUAAAUUUGCAGCAACCAUCAACUGGUGCAAGCUUCAUCCACAGUCCUGCAACUAUCAAAAAGUUCUUGGAUACAACGAACGACAUCUCACAUUUUUCAUUAAAAUCAGUUACAACUCGAAUAAAUCAUUCAAAGAAGGCUAUUUCCCAUCAGAUAUCAAGUUUUAAACAUGCAGAUCACACCCUUAGUACAAACCUCAGUCUGCAGGAUUUGGAAGUUCCUACAAACAACCACAGUUCUUUAAGCAUUAACCAAAACAGUUCUCACAGCAAAGUAAAGGAUGUUAUCCAGGGCACCAUACAAACAGAAACAAGAGAGUAUAAUUUUCAUACCAACAGGUCUGCCCAAGGUUACACACAGUAUAAGAAUGGACUUGCAUCAUCACUUACUAGAGCCAUCACUAUUUUGCCAGAAAAGCCUAGAUCGACCAAAAUAUCAACUUGUGCUGAAUCCCCUUGCUUUCUUGGUGUUUCCUGUGUGCCAACCACAGAUGGUCACUCCCAGUGUGGACGCUGCCCCUUUGGAUAUUACGGGGAUGGUAUCAGUUGCAGAGCCAUUUGUAGACAUCCAUGUGGAAGAAACAGGGAGUGUGUUGCCCCAAACAUAUGCAAGUGCAAACCUGGCUACAGUGGUUCUAACUGCCAAACUGCUGUAUGCCAUCCUGAUUGCAAAAACCAUGGAAAAUGUAUUAAGCCUAACAUUUGUGAAUGUGCCCCAGGGUAUGGUGGAGCAGCCUGUGAUGAAGAACACUGUAGACCACCUUGUCAACAUGGCGGCACCUGCUUGGCUGGAAAUCUCUGCACUUGUCCUUACGGUUUUGUGGGACCAAGAUGUGAAACAAUGGUUUGUAACAAGCACUGUGAAAAUGGAGGUGAAUGUCUUAUACCAGAUGUUUGCCAGUGCAAGCCUGGCUGGUAUGGACCCACCUGUAGCACAGCUUUGUGUGACCCCAUUUGCCUCAAUGGUGGUUCCUGUAACAAGCCAAACACUUGCCUCUGUCCAAAUGGAUUCUUUGGUGCACGGUGUCAAAAUGCUAUCUGUCAUCCUCCCUGUAAGAAUGGUGGUCACUGCAUGAGAAAUAAUGUGUGCACCUGUCCUGAAGGAUACACUGGUAGGAGAUGCCAAAAAAGUAUCUGUGAUCCCAUGUGCAUGAAUGGAGGGAAAUGUAUGGGACCAAACCUUUGCUCUUGUCCUUCUGGUUGGAGAGGGAAACAGUGCAACACACCCAUCUGCUUCCAGAAAUGUAAAAACGGUGGUGAGUGUAUUGCUCCCAGCGUAUGCCAUUGUCCUCCCACAUGGGAGGGAGCGCAGUGUCAGACACCAAUUUGCAAUCAAAAGUGUCUUUAUGGAGGCAGAUGUGUACUCCCCAACAUAUGUUCUUGCCGCCCUGGAUAUUCUGGAGUCAAAUGUGAAAAGAAAAUACAGGUAUUUUACAUUUUAAACAAAACAUAUGUUACAUUGACAUCUGACAUUUACUCAAAUAUUCUACUUAGUAAUUCAUACCUAUCUGUUAAUGUUUUAUUUUCUUUUAUUUCCACAAAGGAAAACAUACAAGGUUUAACUAUUUGCCUCUAAAACCAAAAUGCUAUUGUUUUUGCGCCAUUAUAGUUAUCUAAUUGUUCAAAAUUUUGAUGUGCACUUAAGGAAAUUCACUGUGCAGAUACAGCCAUCAAAUGUGAUGCAGUAUUUCAUGGUACCAGGGUUGAAAGAGAGCAAUAAUCUCAUAAUAUAGAUUUAACACACUAAUAAUUUAUAUUUAGUCAAAUAUUUGAUACAAAGACCACCUUUAGUGUUCUCAAAAAAAAAAGUUCACUACUUUUAGAUCAGUGAAUCACUACUUCAUUGAUUUAGAGGGUGGAGGGUGUCUAAACAUUUUUGGUGGAUUCUAUGCCACUGAAGUCUUGAAUAUCUUCAUUCUUUUCCCUGAUACUAGUUCUUUCUCUUUAUUUACUCUCUUUUAAAAUCCAUUUCAGGGAUAAAAGCUUUUCACAUCAUUAGAAUUAGGAUUUAUUUGUAUUUCAGAAAUAAAGAAACCAAAGGAAGAACAAGAGCUUAGAGUUUCUGAAAUUGU
This is a messenger RNA of Vicugna pacos (alpaca), 6362 nucleotides long. The record is from RefSeq and is a predicted model, not a curated record. Lineage: Eukaryota; Metazoa; Chordata; Mammalia; Artiodactyla; Camelidae.